Molecule: messenger RNA, 1485 nt
Organism: Pseudophryne corroboree (corroboree frog)
Lineage: Eukaryota; Metazoa; Chordata; Amphibia; Anura; Myobatrachidae
Gene: GAP43
Product: growth associated protein 43
Exons: 3
Coding region: 118-906 (262 amino acids)
Biological process (GO): regulation of growth
Molecular function (GO): protein binding
Source: RefSeq, a predicted model, not a curated record
GGAGUCAUUGGGAGCCAGUGAACAAGUCUGAGGAAGAUACGGAGAGAGAGAGAGGGCGUGCAUGUGAUGUGCAGAAGGGACAGACCCUCCAGAUUCUGCUGCUAGCCCCCCUGCUGCAUGUGUGUGCCUGUCUAUGUGUGUGUGAGAGAGGGGGAGACAGAGAGAGAGAGAGGAGAGGAAGAAGAGAAGGAGAAAGGAAGGAAGGAGGAGAACAGCCCAACACACCUAACCAUGCUGUGCUGUAUGAGGAGGACCAAACAGGUUGAUAAGAAUGAGGACGCAGACCAAAAAAUCGAACAAGAUGCAAACAAACCAGAGGACAAGGCUCACAAAGCAGCAACCAAAAUCCAGGCCAGCUUCCGUGGACAUAUAAUCCGGAAAAAAAUGAAGGGGGACAAGAAGGGAGAUGAAUAUAAUGGAGAAGCAGCAGAGAAUCACAAGGAUGAGGCCAAGGCGGAAACAGGAAAGACAGAGAAUGACAUCUCCAAAACAGAGGAGCCCACUGCCGAUGGACCUUUGUCUGAAGACGAUAAGAAGAAAGCAGAGAGCUCUUCGGAAGAUAAAAAGCAGGAGGCAGGUUCAGAAGCAGAAGCCAAAAAGUCAGCCAAGACUCCUUCAGAAGAGAAGCACGCCCCCGCGGAGUCAGAGGGCGCCGGGAAGGGCACUACUGACAAGUCCUCGGGUGGCGACGCCAAUAAAGCUAAAGAUGACUCCAAACAAGCCGAUGUGCCUGCUACUAGCCCAGAAGCUGCCCCGGCAAAAGACAAACCCAAACAGGAGACAGUGGACAGCAGUCAAGAUGAUGGAAAGAAAGGAGAUGACGUAGAUGGAACCAAACCUAGCGAAAGUGCCCAACAAGAAGAGGCCGUCAGUAACGAGAGCAAGGCUGACCAAGAAGAUGCCUGAACAGAAUGAAACGUCUCCCCUCUUACUCACCUCUUGGACUCCAACGUUCUACCCUAUGGCUCCCCCUCCCCCCGCGACCCUCUUCCUGCUCCUCAUGUGGGCUCCUCCACCUCACUACCCCCCUACUCUUUCUCUGUGUGGCAGAACAUGUAAAAGGCAGGAAAAAAAGUUUCAGUCCAACAGUGUGGCUUAAACAUUCUAAGUGUUUCUUGGUGUUGUUAUGGCAAGUUUUCAAGUACGGACCAAUCCGGUUCAUUUUGGACAUUCUCUUGCACUGUAUCCGAGUUUAAUUCCAGCUCCUGUGCUCUUCUCUCUCUUUCUCUCUGUUACGCUGUGUGCAAUGUUGCGUUAAACUAAUGGGUUUCCCAAUCUAUCCAGUGAAUUUCAAAAGGCGUCUUCUAUUUUUGUUUUUCGUUAUGUUACUUCUCGUUCAUUUAUUUGUUUUUUGUUUUUUUAUUAAAUUCUUGUUUAUCUUCAAUGUGAUGGAAUGAACUUAUCGAACAAAAUAAUAAUAAUAAUUAGCCCGCCCUACAGUUUGUUUUCCAAAAUAAAGCGAUGUGCCAAUUAGCGUAUACAGCC